CGUAUGGAAAAAUAGUUGGUAUCAACACAAUGGAAUCAAGGUUUUAAUGAUAAUUCUUUCAGUCGCUGUGACGCUAUUGCUCCGUCAAAACUAAACAGAAACUGACAACGACGUCUAAGCUGAAACUGAUAGUUGCGACAGAAAGAAACAAAAACGUUGCGGACUCCGUUUGUUGACGUGACUAUUAUGGCGCUUUCCAAUCACAACGCCGAGGAAGUCGCCGACGAGACGGCGGAGGAUUUCUCGUCUCGCGUGGUGCGUCAGAUCACCGGUGGACUGGCGUGCCUUGGGAUCGCCAUGGGCGUGGAGACUGGGCUCUUCGAUGUCCUGAUCUCGCUGGGAGGGGACCCCAAGACCAGCCAGGAGAUUGCGGACAUAGCUGACCUCAAGGAGAGGUACGUCCGUGAGUGGCUUGGGUGCAUGGCAGCCUCGGACAUCGUGACCUUCGAACCUGCGCAGGAGAGAUACUGGCUUCCUGCGCACCGUAUGGGCAUCUUACAGUCAAGCAUGUUGUCCAUGGCCAUUCCGUGUCUUGCCGGUGGAUUCUUCGAGGUGGCUGAGUGCUUCAAGAAAAACGGACCUGCAGGUGUCGAAUACGACAAGUAUCCCAAACUGGACGAAGUCCUAGACAAGUUGCACCAACCAUUCUUCCGGGAUCAGUUUCUGCAGGAGUUUAUUCCAUCAAUGCCCAAGCUGCUUCAGCAACUCAAGCGAGGAAUUCAGGUGCUGGAGGUCGGCUGCUGCGAGGGCGACUCCCUGAGGAUGCUCGCCUCUUGCUUCCCAAAGACCGCCGUCUACGGCCUGGACAUCUCCCCGACGGUCAUCAAACAAGCCCGGGUCAAGACAAAAGAGUUGGGUCUGACCAAUCUGGAGUUUGUCUGCGAGGAUGUCUGCGCGAUGCCUGCCGACUGGACCUGGAAGUUCGACUAUAUUUUUAUCUACUUCGUGCUCCAUGACUUGUCGUACCCCGACACCGGCCUCAGGGAGAUGUACCGGGUGCUCAAGCCAGGUGGCACGUUGUCCGUUGUCGACACGGUCACCCACACCAAACUCCAGGACAACAUCGCGGACGAGGACAAAGGCUACGUCCUGACUCAAUUCACCAUGAGUUUGAUGAACUGCCUGCCGGUGUCCUCACACCCGGGGGACGGGGCGGGACUCGGGGCCAUGUGGGGCAGGGAGAAGGCCCGUGAGAUGCUGGAAGAUGCAAACUUUGAGGUGUUGUCCAUUAGCGCUACAAACGCGGAGUUGAACGGGCUGCACUACCUGUGCAGUAAACCGAUUUGCGAAAACAACAACAUGCGCAGUAACGGGACUAACGGGAUAUAGCUUGAUGCCUAAUUUUAUGGAGCAAUACUGAGUGGGAAUGUCGCUAAGCAGAUUUAUAUCGCAAGCAAAAAUCAGUUGAGAACCAGCCGCAAUUAUCAGUAUACACAGGAUAGCAUUUUGGCUGGUAACGUGUUUUUUUUUAAGCAAAUAGGUUCCGCGCUUAGCAGAUCUUUGUGCAUAAUAGCAUGUGAAAUUGGCCGUAUAGGAGUGUUGGUCCCGCGUAUGAACGAUGCGUUCUUGAGGCUAUUUUACCGCAGGGGGUUAGUAUUGCGCUUGGUCUGCUCCCUCUCACUGGUGCAUCUUGGGAAGCUGGGACAUAUGGAGAUGUAUAAUAAAACCGCAUUGAACUAUGGGCUUGAUGCACAAGUCGGCCAUUUUUGUCUGUUCCCCUGAAUGUGUUUCAUAAAUUGUGAACUGUUAAACGGGAUGGUGCCAGACUAUUUAUUCAUAUAGCCUCACUUUCAUUAUUUUUUUUAAAAUGGGACAUAAAACAUUAGAGAAUAUUUAAUCAUUUUUUAAUUAUUCAUC
Messenger RNA from Patiria miniata (bat star), 1857 nucleotides. RefSeq names its product demethylmenaquinone methyltransferase-like. The record is from RefSeq and is a predicted model, not a curated record. The coding region runs from base 187 to 1329 and encodes 380 amino acids. The transcript has 4 exons. Lineage: Eukaryota; Metazoa; Echinodermata; Asteroidea; Valvatida; Asterinidae.